Molecule: messenger RNA, 384 nt
Organism: Penicillium macrosclerotiorum
Lineage: Eukaryota; Fungi; Ascomycota; Eurotiomycetes; Eurotiales; Aspergillaceae
Exons: 2
Coding region: 1-384 (127 amino acids)
Source: RefSeq, a predicted model, not a curated record
AUGGCCGGGCCGCCGAUGGGGUCAUUCUUAAUUGCCCCCGGCCCCAAUGAGGGUCUCGUGAUCAUCAAAACACGGGUGGAGAAUCGCCGCAGCCAAGGCUCCAGUACCGACGCCGGCAUCUGCACCAUAGCUGGGGUGUACGAGACCAAGGAAAGUGCAAGUCAUGCUGGGCAUCCACCAUCGAGCAUCGUCGCUAUUGAUUUGGCAGAGCAAGGAGACGUCGAUCAACAUGAUCCGCGCCUUGUUUCCAGGCUUGGCUUGUUGUUCGUGUCUUCGUCAGGAGCAGAGUUUGGGGCUGAGCUCAUCGAAGGUCCCCAAUUUCAUGCCGUGGAGAGCUUGGCACGGCGUUGCGUGAUGAGUUUCCCGUCGGGCGGUGUCCUUUGA